Molecule: messenger RNA, 1722 nt
Organism: Prunus mume (Japanese apricot)
Lineage: Eukaryota; Viridiplantae; Streptophyta; Magnoliopsida; Rosales; Rosaceae
Source: RefSeq, a predicted model, not a curated record
AUGGAAAGGGAUCGAGUUGCUGGAUCUUGCAACUCCCCUCCCUAUUUUGACGGCGAUAACUACGAUGCAUGGAGAGAAAAAUUUGAGAUAUUCCUUGAUGCUCUUGAUGAGUACGCAAGUGGGUAUCUCACAAAAGAGUGGGUUGCUCCGGUCAAGACUGUUGUUCGUGAGGUUGUGCCCAAGCCUAGGUCAGAAUGGACUGAAGCUGAGGUGUUUGCUUCAUAUUCGAACAAGAACGCCAGAAAUGCCAUAGUUACAGCUUUGUCUAGCACUAUACAACAUAUCCCUAAUGCUAAACAAGCUUGGGAUAAACUAAGGGUGGUUCAUGAAGGGGAUGACCAAGUUAGAACCCUAAAACUUCAGAUGGUGCUUGCACAAUUUGAAGAACUUAGGAUGUCUGAAACUGAGUCUAUUUCUGAGUUCUAUGGGAGAGUUGAGAUGAUCACAAAUGAAGCCAUGAGUCUAGAUCAACCUAUUGAAGAGCUUCUUGUUGUUCAGAAAAUUCUUCGUGUUCUACCAUCUAGGUUUAGAGCAAAGAAAACCGCAAUCAUGGAGGUCCAAAAUUUAAAUGAAAUUAAGCUUGGGAAGCUUGUAGGAAAAUUGAAAACCUAUGAGAUGGAGUUGAAUAUGGAAGAAAAUGACACUAAAAAAUCACAAAAUGUUGCACUUCAAGGAGUGCAUGUUUCCUCUCUGAAAUGUGGUGAAAAAUCCUCAGGUUUUGAAGAUGAGAUGGCCUUGUUUGUCAAAAAAUUUAGGAGAAUUCUUAAGGAUAAGGGAAAGUUUGCUAGAGAGGGCAGCUCUGGUAGUGAGAAACAGUUUAGACCAUCAACUGAUCAAUCUAAUGAGAGGAAUAAGGAUGUCAAACCUUUCACUAAAGAUUUUAGAAAAUCUGUCAAGUGUGGCUUGACUGGUCAUAUUCGACCAGUCUGUCAUAUGUAUAGCAAAGAUAUGACCAGAAAAUUGUCUUCAAAAUCUAAAAGGAAUCCCAGAUCUUUGCAAGAUCAAGUUGAUCAUUUGCUGAAUGAAGUAACAAAGAUUGCCAAACUUGUGUCCCUCAAAAUGAGUUCUCCCAUUGUGCCUAAGUCUACUUGGAUUGCAAGAGGUCAUACCAAAUCUCUUGUUGUACUAAAUGCUUUUGCUGCUUCAAACACCAACUCUUGGUAUUUUGAUAGUGGUUGUUCCAAACAUAUCUCUGGGGAUAAGAAUGUUUUCUCAUCUCUCAGCCUCUUUGAUGGAGGCACUGUGACUUUUGGUGGAGGUCAUAGGUCUCAAGUUGUUGGAAAAGGUACUGUUUGUAUCCCUAGUUUACCCGAGCUUAAGAAUGUUAGAUUUGUUGAGGGUCUCACAUCCAAUCUCAUUAAUGUGAGUCAGCUGUGUGAUGAUGGAAUAGUAGAAGUUAGAUUCUCCAAGCAUGGCUGCAAAAUCAUUGGAAAAGGUGGCAAUGAGAUUAUGAGCGUUGCAAGGUCUAGGGACAAUUGCUAUUGCAUUGAUGGUGUCAAUGAUGCAAAAGAAGUAGUUUGCAACAAGGUUGUAAAUGAAACAAGUGUUUUGUGGCAUCAAUGGCUUCGACAUGUGAAUUUUAGAGAUCUUGUGGAAGACAAAAUUUUAUCUUUGAAAUUUGUUCCCUUUGAAAAACAGCUAGCAGAUAUACUCACCAAGGCCUUGGACUUUCAGAAACAUGUUACACUUCGGCAGUCCAUUGGCUUUUGCUCAAUUGAUUGA